Trichosurus vulpecula (common brushtail) is the source of this 954-nucleotide messenger RNA. Its product is annotated as olfactory receptor 13-like. Lineage: Eukaryota; Metazoa; Chordata; Mammalia; Diprotodontia; Phalangeridae. The record is from RefSeq and is a predicted model, not a curated record. Bases 13 to 954 code for a protein of 313 amino acids. Gene Ontology annotation, cellular component: membrane. The transcript has 2 exons. Gene Ontology annotation, biological process: G protein-coupled receptor signaling pathway. Gene Ontology annotation, molecular function: G protein-coupled receptor activity; olfactory receptor activity.
UGUCACAAAAGUAUGAUGAACAAUCACACACUGCUUAAAGAAUUCAUUUUGAUGGGAUUUCCUGUUGGCCCUGAUAUCAGAAUGUUUCUCCUUGGGCUCUUCUCUCUGCUAUAUGCCUUCACUCUAGUGGGGAAUGGAGUAAUCUUAAGACUCAUCUGUCUGGAGACCCAACUCCAUACCCCCAUGUACUUCUUCCUCUCACAUUUGGCCCUUGUGGACAUUUCCUAUGCCUGUAACACUGUGCCCCAGAUGCUAGCAAACCUAAUGGACCCUGUCAAGCCUAUCUCAUAUGCAGGGUGCAUAACUCAGACUUUUCUCUUUUUAGCCUUUGCCCUCACAGAAUGUCUUCUCUUGGUAGUGAUGUCUUAUGAUCGCUAUGUGGCAAUCUGUCACCCUCUCAGAUAUUCUGUCAUCAUGAACUGGAGGGUAUGUAUCAUUUUAUCAAUGUCCUCCUGGGCAGUUGGAUUCCUUCUGGCCUCAGCUGAUCUAAUUUUAUUACUGCCUUUGCCUUUCUGUGGUCCCCAGAAAAUCAACCACUUUUUCUGCGAAAUCUUAGCUAUUGUCAAACUUGCCUGUGCUGACACCUAUGUACUUGAGAUCUUGGUCUUGGUUGGGGCUACUUCCGUGUUGGUUGGACCCCUUUCCUCAAUUGUGAUCUCCUAUAUGCGAAUCAUCUGGGCAGUCCUGCGUAUCCAGUCAAGAGAGGGAAGACAGAAAGCCUUUUCCACCUGCUCCUCCCAUCUCUGUGUAGUAGGACUCUUCUAUGGCACUGCCAUCAUUAUGUACAUUGGCCCCAAGCAUGGGAACUCCAAGGGGCAGAAGAAAUAUCUCCUCUUGUUCCAUAGCCUAUUUAACCCCAUGCUAAACCCCCUUAUUUAUAGUCUGAGGAACAAUGAAGUAAAGGAUGCCCUGAAGAGAGUUCUUUGUAGAGAGAGAUACGUAUGCUUAGUUUGA